This is a messenger RNA of Scleropages formosus (Asian bonytongue), 1828 nucleotides long. RefSeq names its product homeobox protein Hox-A2b-like. The record is from RefSeq and is a predicted model, not a curated record. The coding region runs from base 504 to 1601 and encodes 365 amino acids. Lineage: Eukaryota; Metazoa; Chordata; Actinopteri; Osteoglossiformes; Osteoglossidae. Gene Ontology annotation, molecular function: RNA polymerase II cis-regulatory region sequence-specific DNA binding; DNA-binding transcription factor activity, RNA polymerase II-specific. Gene Ontology annotation, cellular component: nucleus. Gene Ontology annotation, biological process: regulation of transcription by RNA polymerase II. The transcript is spliced from 2 exons.
CUUCAUAUAUGGAGGUCCGGAUGAUGGCUUAGACUCAAGGCGCUACUCCGACUUUAAGACACAGUACAAAGGGGGAAGAAGAAGAAGAAGAAGAAUCCCGCGCGGUGGUCAUACAAGUCGUGUCACAGUCGGGUUUUUAAAAUACAUGAGUGCAGUGCACCCGUGGCAGUGGACAAACUGACCAGAACGUGUAAAUAAAAACAGUGCGACCCCCAGAACGAGGCGUUCCUUACAGACUUUUUUGGAUCAAUCACGCAGACAGUGGCUUCUUUUGAUUAAACCCCAAAUUGUCAUUGGGCAGAAGUAAUCAUGUGACAAGCAAUUCGGUCCAAUUUCAACCUUGUCUCCAUGAAUUCAAUAGUUUAAUAGUAGCGCGGUCCCCAUACGGCCGUAAUCAGUGAAUUAGAAAAAAAACACUAGCGGCGAUUUUUUUAUGAUUUUUUUAAUCUGGGCCACGACAUUCAAAUAAGAGCUAACUUUUCCAAAGCUCUGAGGGAGAGGAGAUGAAUUACGAAUUUGAGCGAGAGACUGGUUUUAUCAAUAGUCAGCCGUCGCUUGCUGAGUGCCUGACAUCUUUUCCCCCUGUCGGUGAUUCAUUUCAAAGUUCAUCAAUCAAGAGCUCGACGCUUUCACACUCGACACUGAUUCCUCCUCCUUUUGAGCAGACCAUUCCUAGCCUAAACCCCGGCAGCCACCCUCGCCACAGCCGGCCCAAACAGAGCCCCAAUGGCUGCAGCCCGCUGCCGACCGCAUCUCUUCCCCCGGAGUAUCCCUGGAUGAAGGAAAAAAAAGCCUCCAAGAAAAAUCACUUGCCGACACCGUCGUCCACAGCCGCCGCCACAGGACCGGUCUGCUUCUCCCCGAAAGGCUCGCCUGAGAUCCCCGAGAGUGGCGCCGGGGGAUCUCGCAGGCUGAGAACGGCGUACACCAACACCCAGCUUCUCGAGCUGGAGAAGGAAUUCCAUUUCAACAAGUACCUCUGCAGACCCAGGAGGGUGGAGAUCGCCGCAUUGCUCGACUUGACCGAGAGGCAGGUGAAAGUGUGGUUUCAGAACCGGAGGAUGAAACACAAACGCCAGACGCAGUGCAAGGAGAACCAGACGGGAGAGGGCAAGCUGAAGAGCGUGGAGGACGGGGGACAGGUCGAGGAGGACAAGUCCCUGUUUGAGCAGACCCUCAGCAACGUGUCAGGGGCCCUUCUGGAGCGGGAGACCUACUCCUUUCAGCAAAACUCGCUAACUCCGCAGCAGCCUCAGAAUGUCCACAAUGGAGAUUCCCAAAGUUUUACUGUUUCGCCGCUGAACAGCAAUGACAAAAAUCUGAAACAUUUUCCCAACCCGUCACCCCCUGUUCCAGGCUGCAUGUCAACAAUGGGCCCCGAUUCGGCAUCUGGCCUAGACAAUGGUAGUCCCCCAGCCCUCGACGUCUCCUCCUUACAGGACUUUCACGUAUUUUCUGCGGAUUCCUGCCUCAACCUUUCAGAUACUGCGUCCCCCAGCUUGUCAGAAUCUCUGGACAGUCCCGUGGACAUACCGACGGAUAGUUUUUAUUUUUUCUCGGACACUUUAACAACCAUUGACCUGCAGCAUCUAAACUACUAAAAAAAAAAAAAGAAAAAUCUUUAAAAACUACACGAGGCUCUUUAAAAAGAAAGAACUGUGUCGUUUUUGUAUUGUUAGUACAUCUUGUUUACGGUUUAACUGAUUACUUAACUAAUCAAGCAGAGGUAAGGUUCCCUCCUAUAAUUGUGUAAAUAAUUAGUUUGACCAUAACUGAAUUAAAAUACGAAUAGUCUACUAUCCGAAGGCAAUAUAAUUGUAUGUAAAAA